Temnothorax curvispinosus is the source of this 3445-nucleotide messenger RNA. It is a transcript of the gene RYBP, whose product is annotated as RING1 and YY1-binding protein. The coding region runs from base 958 to 1461 and encodes 167 amino acids. Gene Ontology annotation, biological process: positive regulation of DNA-templated transcription. Gene Ontology annotation, cellular component: nucleus. The record is from RefSeq and is a predicted model, not a curated record. Gene Ontology annotation, molecular function: transcription coregulator activity; DNA binding. The transcript has 3 exons. Lineage: Eukaryota; Metazoa; Arthropoda; Insecta; Hymenoptera; Formicidae.
CCCCCCCCCCCCCCAGUCACCCCUGCUGGCCCCGUGUCGCUGACGACAGUGACGACCGACACGACGCCAGGACGCUGGAAUGCGUGAACGCCGAGGACCAGCGGGCACUCGCGGUGGGACACGCGUGUAACGUGUAGCGGGCGCGCACGCACACGCUAUUGACAAUUGACACGACACGCGCGUGAGCGCGAGCGCACGUGCGUGCACGCACACGCACACACCCUGGCAUACACGCGCGCGACGAUGCGCCGACGAGCUCCAUCCGCCUCGUCGUUGGGAGGAUGCGCCGACCCGUGACCUCGUCGCCGGCGGGACUCCGGGCCUGACGAGUGCGUGACGACCCCGGGACGUCGUCGCCGAGCGAGGAACUCCGGAAGCGGGAUUUCGAGAGAAGCUUUUUGGGGAGAGCAAACUCAACGCUGAACGGAUCAGACAGAGUAUACAAUAUUCGUCUCGAGACGAAUGCGAGUUCUCGCCUUGGUCGAGGAGAGUGUAAACAAUAUAGGAAGAGCAUUGCCCGAUAAUAGAACGUUAAAUCCAGGAUGAUUUUACUGCGCUGAGAGGGGAUAGGAGAGUACCGGACUGAACGUUUGCCACUGGAGAGAAUCCCCGGUGUUUACCAGCGCGAGCAAAUUCACUAUUGGUGAACGGCGGGUGUAAAUAAUAUUCAUUGGAAGAAAAUGUGUAAUGUCAGAGUGAUACAAUAUAGAGACAUAGGUGGCCAAUACAGAGCGAUCGAUUAUAACAGACUAUUGUGUAUCUCGCUUAGUUGAUGUACGGAACGUUACCUUAGAGACGUUUGUCUAGACGCUUUUAUUGCAUAUCCUUAGUCACGCUCUGUUGGAAAUUAUCCGGUGUUCACAAAACUGCAAAAUUUAAUGAGGCCGAAGGUGCCUCAAAAGAGGGGAAACUUUCUUUUGAGAAGGUACAGCGUUCUACAAUUGACUUCAACGAACAAUGAACCAUUCGGGAAGCGGAAAACGUCAGGCGAAGGUUUUGGAAGAAAAUUAUUGGGACUGCAGUGUCUGCACUUAUAGGAAUACAGCGGAAGCAUUUAAGUGCCUCAUGUGUGACGUCCGCAAAGGAACCUCUACGCGGAAACCCCGCAUAAACCCCCAAUUGGUAGCUCAACAGGUUGCGCAGCAACAAUAUGUACCACUUCUGAAACCGGGCAAGAAAGAAGGGAGUGGCGGUAGUACGACCAGCGGCGUCAAGGAGAAGGAACGCAAACUGGAUAAACUGAGGCGCAAAAACAGGCAUCCGCCGCGUCUGAAAAAUAUCGACCGUAGCACCGCGCAAUCGAACGAGGUAACGGUCAACAAUGUUACCGUCACUAUCACGGAGUAUAAGCCCAAGGUGAAGAAGGGUUCGGAUCAGUCGAGCAACGCGAGCUCCGAAGGCGGGAGCCAGCACGACUCGAAUCAGGACUCGAGAAGUCUCGAUGUAGGAACCGACGCCUAGUUUAAUGCUAAUGUUACAUAUGUGUGUAUGAAUUAUUCUAAUUAAUAUAUUGUCAUGUAUGUCAACCUCUAUGGUCAACUGUACAUCCUCUAGACAAGCGCGACCAUUGUUGACAGUCGUUCUUCUCUCGUUUGACUAUGCGUCGCAAGUUGUAUGACGAACUCAACGAGGUCAGGCAGUUUAUACUGUCGGGGAUAUUAUUGACUGAGCAUGAUUCGUAUAGCAUUAUUCAAGGAAAACAGAAUAGGGAUAUAUGUACAUUGUAUAUCACUGUUUUACUCGUUGCACAAAAUAUUGAAUAAUUUGCAUCGCUUCUCUACGCGUUUUUUUUUGCGAAAAAAUCAAUGUACUUAAAAGAUGCUUACUUUACAGACGUCGUUCUUUUAUCCUGCAAUAUUCAUUGAAUUUAUUUAAAAUGUCUAUCAACGUAUUCUGCGGUAGAUUUAAAUGCAAAAAUAGGGAAGAAAGCAAACUGUAAAUAUCAGUGAAACGGAAUUUUACGAGUCAUUGUUGAUUAUAUUGAAUUACGGUUUUUAUUGAAUUUACGAGACCACUGCCAGAAGAAAGCGCGUCGAAAGGCGAUUAUUGUUCGGAAUUUGUGAGCAAGACUAACGACGUGCGACGAUAUAUCUAUAUCUGUACAUACAUAUAUGGAUAUAUAGAUAUCGAUCGCAUUGUUGAUUUUCUUUCCAUUCAAUUACCAGCACGACUGGCACUGGUAAAUAUGUACAUCUAAUUCCAUUCUAAUUCGUCACUGAGAUGAAUUUUCUUGAAACAUAAAAUACUUAAAUAAUGAAAAAUUAUUUUACUGAUCUCCAUGUGAUUCGCUAAUUUAUUCUGCAUUUUUAUCAAGCACAGUUAAAUUCAUUGAUUUAUAAUAUGCCCAAAAAUGUUUAAUCGCAAUUGUAUGUACAGAUCGAACGUAAAAUUUCAGAUAUGUAAUAUACAUGUACUUCGCGUAUUGAAUAAUCAAAUAACGCUCGCUGAUAAAAAAAAGAAAGAAGAUAAAAUUUUAUUUUCAGCGAAUAAGCGAAGACUGUAGAAUAAAAAGACGUAACACUUUCUUUAAAAAUGCAAAUGUGCAUACACACAAAACAAAUUGUUGAACUUAUUUUUACCACAUUUGUAACUGCCCACCAAUUUUCAUAACAGUAAACACCUGUAUUUACUCAAAAUUAAAUGCAGCUGCAAGGACCAUGGCAAUUUAAAUAAACGGAUAAAAUGGAACAGAAAAGGUUUCUAACAGAACAACAUUGUUAAUAUUACGCUCGAUAAAUAAAUUCUAAUUCUACACUAUCGAGAUCAUUGUAGUAUGAUUCUGCAUUAAAAAUGAAAGUAAAUGUAAGAACCUAUCAGUAUCAGAGUAAUUAAGCGAUUAAUAAGAUAAAUCAAGGAUUAUAUACUCGAGGAACAAAUAAUAUCGCCAAGUAUUUGGUAAUAUUAAACUGUAAAAAGAAUCCUCACGACUGUCCCCCCCCCCCAGACUUGCUUUCUCGGUAUCGUCGAUAUCUUGAAUUCUUAAUCAAACGAAUUGUUGCGUAAGACCAUGUAGCUUUUACAAAUGGAUUUCUAAUCGACAAAUAAUCAGGUCAUCAACCACUUUUAAAGAAACAAUCACACGCAAAUGAUAUUUUUACAAUUUUGUGGAAUUGUAUAUGUUAUACAAAUUCUUUUUGUCGUACAUGUGUAACCUGUUUAUUUUUACAUUGCGCAAAUCUACCUGUAUUUUAAUAGAACAUGAGAAUUUCGAGUAAACGUAUUUUGAAGUCUGUACAAAAUUUUCGAAUUCUUUUGAAUUAACGCAUUCGGCAUUUCUAAGUGCAUAUUAUAAUCUCUUGUUCAUUCGAUAUUAAGUAAAUGCUGUUGCCCACUACAAAUUUAUGGCACUGCGAAUCAGGGGAGCCCGCUUUAUUAAAAAGAUAUUUUUCUUUUUACGAAACGAUCUCUCCAGAACGUUAUAUUGAUUAUUCGUACAAUGUAAAAA